Molecule: messenger RNA, 4886 nt
Organism: Salarias fasciatus (jewelled blenny)
Lineage: Eukaryota; Metazoa; Chordata; Actinopteri; Blenniiformes; Blenniidae
Gene: satb2
Product: SATB homeobox 2
Exons: 14
Coding region: 714-3410 (898 amino acids)
Biological process (GO): regulation of transcription by RNA polymerase II; chromatin remodeling
Molecular function (GO): RNA polymerase II cis-regulatory region sequence-specific DNA binding; DNA-binding transcription factor activity, RNA polymerase II-specific
Source: RefSeq, a predicted model, not a curated record
UUGAAAGUGACACACUCUGAUUAGAAACCGGUCGCUGUUCAACCAGCGCCGUGAAACUGCACCUCGGACGCUUCUCGGUCAGCUCUGUGUUUCAUUUGGUGUUUUUAUCUCUCCUCUUCCUCACCGGAUUGCGUGUUUUUGUUCGGCGCGGUUGUUUUCCCGGCGACACUUUUGCGCUUUUUCUUUCUUUCUUUUUUUGUUCCGUUUCUCGUCCUAAGAUGAAGCCAGGCAUUCAGGGGAGAGCAGACGCCGCACUGUGAGCGCUGAGGCGCACAGAAAGGAGGACGAGCGAGGGCAGAAAAAGUGCAGAAAAAGUAACUAGUGUGCGGCGCGCGCGCUCCGGUCCACAAACACCACGAUCCACAACAACACCGCCGCCGCCGCUGCUGCGCGCAAACUCUCAGUGCCAUCCUUCCACUUCUCCACACACACCCACACACACACACCCACACACACACACCCACACACAUACACACCCACACCCACACACUGCCACCGCCGCCAGCAGUCACUAACUUCUGUCUCCCCGGAUCUCCGCCCCGGCUCCGGGUCCAGACUCACCGCAGCGCCUCCAGGAGCCGAACCAAAGCCCAGCCCUGGAUUCAAUACUCCUGAUCAAUGGACAGAGCCUCGUCAGCGGCCAGCAGCGCUACAGACACGCCGUAAACAGCUCGUUCUCUCUGGCUGAGUCUCCUCUGGGGGUCUGGAGGAGGAUGGAGCGAGGAGGGGAGAGUCCCAUCACCCAGGACAGUCCUGAGCGGAGAGCCGGCAGCCCGGACCUCGGCGGCCUGCCGCCUCCCGGGAAGAAGAGCCGGCUGGAGCUGAACGGCAGCCCCACCAGGCCACGCUUACGCCACAACGGAGCCCCGCUGAGACCCCUUGGAGGUCUGAUGAUCCCUGUCUUCUGCGUGGUGGAGCAGUCGGACGGAGGCAUCCAGGCGGAGGGCUGCGAGGGCAGGGAGGAGCACGCCGAGUUCGUCCUGGUCAGGAAGGACAUCCUCUUCUCCCAGCUGGUGGAGACGGCUCUGCUCGCCCUCGGCUACUCCCACAGCUCGGCCGCUCAAGCCCACGGCAUCAUCAAGGUCGGGCGAUGGAACCCUCUGCCCAUCCACUUCCUGACCGACGCGCCCGAGGCGACCGUCGCCGACAUGCUGAUGGAGGUCUACCACAUGGUCACGCUGCGCAUUCAGCUGCAAAGUUUCUCGAAGCUGGAGGAUCUGCCCUGCGAGCAGUGGAACCACGCCACCGUCAGGAACGCUCUCAAAGAGCUGCUGAAGGAAAUGAACCAAAGCACUCUGGCCAAAGAGUGCCCUCUAUCACAGAGCAUGAUUUCCUCCAUCGUGAACAGUUCCUACUACGCCAACGUCUCCACUGCCAAAUGUCAAGAGUUCGGUCGUUGGUACAAGAAGUACAAGAAAGUCAAAGUGGUUUACUUGGAGAAGAUGUGGUCGGGCCGAGAGGCUGCCGACAUCAAAAUUGAGAGAGACAACAUGUCAGAUUUCUGUGUUCUGGGUCAGAGACCCCCUCCUCACCUCGCCAGCCUGGCCCAGCUUGGUCACCUGGGCGCCGGCAGUCCGCUCCUGAAAGCCGGAUCUGGAGAUCCACAGGCGCCCUCGCAGCCGUCCCAGCAGCCCCCUCCCCCUCCCCAGCAGCAGCCCUCGCCCCACGGCCCCCUCCACCACAGCCCUCCCCUCCGUACCGGACAGGUGCCGCCUCCUCCCCCGCCGCCUCCGCCCGGAGCCCUGCAGCCCCUGCUGGGGCCAGGUGGACUGCUCUCCCCCCAGCUCUCCCCGCAGCUGGUCCGCCAGCAGCUCGCCAUGGCCCACCUCAUCAACCAGCAGCUGGCCGUGAGCCGCCUGCUGGCCCACCAGCACCCGCAGGCCCUCAACCAGCAGUUCCUCAACCACCCGCCCAUCCCUCGGGGCUCGUCCAAAGCCGGGGGCGACCAUCCCGGGAGCAACCCCUCGGCCGCCGAGGUCUCCUCUGAGAUCUACCAGCAGGUCAGAGACGAGCUGAAGAGAGCGAGUGUCUCUCAGGCCGUCUUCGCCCGUGUGGCUUUCAACCGCACACAGGGUUUGCUCUCAGAGAUCCUGAGGAAAGAGGAGGACCCUCGCACGGCCUCACAGUCUCUGCUGGUCAACCUGAAGGCCAUGCAGAACUUCCUCAACCUGCCCGAGAGCGAGCGGGAUCGGAUCUACCAGGAGGAGAGGGAACGCACCAUGAACCCCUCCGUGGGCCUCCCGGCCUCCAACUCCUCCAACGCCGGCCCUCCACGACUCACACAGAAGGUGUGGGAGAGGAGCCUGGACGACCAGCUAACACCUGAUACCUGGGCCUCCAUCUGGAAGAACAAGACAAAGAUCUCCAACUCCCCCAAGCCGCCCGGUCCGGUGUCCGACCUCCCACUGAAGCUGGAGUCACUGGUCAACAUCACAUCUGGCAUUUAUGAAGAAAUUCAGCAGGAGAUGAAGAGAGCCAAAGUGUCCCAGGCUCUGUUCGCAAAGGUGGCUGCCAACAAGAGCCAGGGCUGGCUGUGCGAGCUGCUUCGGUGGAAGGAGAACCCGAGCCCAGAGAACCGCACUCUGUGGGAGAACCUGUGCACCAUCCGGAGGUUCCUGACGCUGCCGCAGGCCGACCGCGACCUGGCGUACGAGGAGGAGUCCCGGCACCACCACAGCGAGAGGCUGCACACCGUCCUCCACCUGCCGCAGGACACACAGAUGUUCUGUCUUUCUCGCCAGGCACUUCACCGGCCGCCCCCAGCCCCGAUGAAGGAGCACCACCUGUCCCCGAUGCGUGAGGAGCCCCUGUCGUCCCCUGUGAAUGAGGAGCGGACGCAGAACGUGGGCGCGGGAGCUGCAGGCGGAGGUCCGGCCGGCACCGUCAGCAGUGGCGGGAGCAACAAGAAACCUCGAUCGCGCACCAAGAUUUCAUUGGAGGCCUUGGGCAUCCUGCAGAGUUUCAUCCAGGAUGUGGGCUUGUACCCAGACCAGGAGGCCAUCCACACCCUGUCUGCACAGCUUGACCUCCCAAAACACACCAUCAUCAAAUUCUUUCAAAAUCAGCGCUAUCACGUCAAGCACCACGGCCGCCUCAAGGAGCUGGGCGAGGGCGCCGCCGCCAGCGGAGGGGUCGACGUCAGCGAGUACAGAGAGGAGGAGCUGCUCUCCGGCUCGGAGGACCCAGAGUCCAGCGAGGACGGGGCCGAGGAGAUCUACCAGACCACGGAGGGGAGCGGCGGGAGCACGGCGGGGCUGAACCAGACCCCCGCCUCCUCCAGCUCCAACUUGUUAGGGACCGGCGCAGCUCAGGAGGAGGGCAAGGACAAGGGGCACAGCCGGAUCGGCGGCCCCGGGGCCCCCGGCAGCUCCUCGUCCAGUCCCAGAGAACAGGCCGACUACCAGAGGUAGAGACCGACGACCACACAGGCGAGGAAAGAGGUCAAAGAAGGGGAAGAGAAAAACCGAUGGUCCUCGAUAGUGACGAGAGGAAUCUAUCCAAGGACGGCCGCUUCUGCCGGCACAUUCACCACGAAACCCUUCAACUGUAAUACUGAAGACCACACAGAGAGCUUAUCGUGACAAUCCUGGAGCUGCGGAGUGAAAUUACCUCAGUUCGAGUCGUCAGGUUUUUCAUUGUGCUGCGACGUACAACUGUGAAAUACAGUCUCCCCAGAAACACUAGAAAGACAGAGUGCUGCAGGAAUGAUUCCCUCUGGCAGAGGUGAGCCUCACCUUGGUUUCCUCGACUGACAGAUGCCAGCGGGGUUUAGGAUUUGAAGCCCGAAGAAGUUAAUUUAUAGAUAAAUGUGAUAGGUUUUUGAUUUUGCUUGCUUCAAUAAAUCACAGAAAUUGGUGGUUUAACAAGAGGAAUGCUACACACAGAUUUUCUGUUGCUGUUGUUUCUUAUUUGAACUGUUUAAAAGCACUUAAAAGUGAGAGUUGGAGCAGCUGAAGAUGCAGUUAAAAGCCUUCAUUUCAACUUUAAAUGAAGAAGGUCCUAACUCUACUUUGGUCACCACGUUUUUACAGGUUGUGUUCUUGAGCAAGGCACUUUACCACACUCUAGCAUUUCUAUAGGAAUCAAAUGUUGCCAUUAUUUUGAACAUAUUCAGGACGCAUGAUGAUAUUUUUGAAUUGAGUACCUGGUCUAAAGACUGUGGCAGCAAAGCACAACAUGAGUGACAGCUCACAGCAUCAUUUGAGAAGAUUCGAUUGAUGAUUCAAAACACGUAAAUGAACUGUCAAAAUUUUGACCGUAUUUCAUGCAUCUGAUAAAACAAAAAAUAGCAGAAUGAAGGAAUCGGGUGAGAAAAAUGCCAACUUCAUCUUGAAUGUAUUCCUGCAGCUCUCUGUUUAAACAUUUCCAACAUGAAUCGUUGCUGCUCAACACCAAAACAAUCACAUAAUGAACCAAUCGGAACAAGACACUCCAAGGAGACGCGGCGUUCCUGCACUCCGUCUCCACAGUCUGAGUAAGACAGGACCUGACUCCCGACGCACGUCGGGUCGGAUUUGUCCUGGACAGCGACUGAACCUUGAGGCCUUCAGAGACCUCCACGAUCCAAGGAAUCCUCAGGACACAAACACAACGCAAACUCAAGCUUUACGUCCUCUUUCCCUUUUCAUUUUAGCACUUAUGUUUUCCAGUGACAUUGACAUUUUCGCCGGAGGUGCCGCACUCUUGCCUCCCUCCUUUUUUCCCCCCACUGGUAGCGGACAAUCUGGCAAAGAGGACGAAGAGGAAGUGGCGUGGAGGGACGCUCGGCAAACUGGACCCUUCUCGUCCUGGCACCGCAUGUGUGCGGCGAGAAUAAAUAAAUGAAAUAUAUUAAGGAAAAAAAAAAAAGACAGAGCAAAGAUUCAGCAAGCAAACAAUCAGUCACU